Molecule: messenger RNA, 762 nt
Organism: Trichogramma pretiosum
Lineage: Eukaryota; Metazoa; Arthropoda; Insecta; Hymenoptera; Trichogrammatidae
Product: chymotrypsin-2-like
Exons: 6
Coding region: 1-762 (253 amino acids)
Biological process (GO): proteolysis
Molecular function (GO): serine-type endopeptidase activity
Source: RefSeq, a predicted model, not a curated record
AUGAAUGGCACGAAGGCCCUUGAAGGACAAUUUCCAUAUCACGUUGGAUUACAAUGGACAAAUGAUGAAUCAACUUUUUGUGGAGGAUCAAUAAUAAAUAAGCGCUAUAUAUUGACGGCUGCUCAUUGCAUAUAUGAUGAACCAGAUGAAGAUUCGAGUUCAUGGUUUCCAGAUUUUAGCAUCAUUUAUUCUGACGAAACUAACGAAGGGUUAGUAGAUCCAAAAGAUAUACAAAUCCUUGCUGGCGUUAAUAAGUUGGAUGAUGAAAAUGGUAUCGUUUAUAAAGUUGAAAAAAUUAUUAAACAUGAGCACUACGAUAAUGAUAAAUUCCCAUCUGAGCUGGCUGACAUAGCGCUGAUUCGAGUAACAAGAGACAUUGUAUUCAACGAUAAAAUUCAACCGGUCAGGUUGGCUUCUUCAAAAAAUCAAGGAGAUAUACUCGCAGUAGGUUCUCCUGUGAUGAUUACCGGUUGGGGAUACACGCGUCAAUGCUUGGAGGCGCACGAUGAAGAAACAAAUUAUUUACGUGUUGCUAGAAGAAAAAUUUCAGAUUUUAAUAAGUGCCAAUAUGCGUACUCGGUAGCAAGAAAUAAAGCAUCUGAUGAAUCAGAAAAACCACCCGCAGUUGAUCGUGGAAUGAUAUGUUCUAUUGGUUUCCAGUACAGUUGCAUGGGCGAUUCUGGUGGCCCUAUAGUUGACCAAAGAGGAGUUCAAGUGGGUAUCCAUUUGAAAUCAUCAUCACUGAUAAAGAAUCAGGCAUAA